Molecule: messenger RNA, 2458 nt
Organism: Meriones unguiculatus (Mongolian gerbil)
Lineage: Eukaryota; Metazoa; Chordata; Mammalia; Rodentia; Muridae
Gene: Stxbp3
Product: syntaxin binding protein 3
Exons: 19
Coding region: 109-1890 (593 amino acids)
Biological process (GO): vesicle-mediated transport; intracellular protein transport; neurotransmitter secretion
Cellular component (GO): secretory granule; plasma membrane
Molecular function (GO): syntaxin binding
Source: RefSeq, a predicted model, not a curated record
GGAGCCUUCCUCCCCGAGAGGCGAAGGAACCUCCCCCCCAGCACAGCUUUCAGGGCAAAAUAGGUUGCGAGUGGGAGGCGGUGGCUGCGGCUCCACGGCUUGGGGAAGAUGGCGCCGCCGGUGACGGAGCGGGGUCUGAAGAGCGUCGUGUGGCGGAAAAUAAAAACAUCAGUGUUUGAUGACUGCCGGAAAGAAGGCGAAUGGAAGAUAAUGCUGUUAGAUGACUUCACCACUAAACUUCUGUCGUCAUGCUGCAGAAUGACAGACCUUCUACAAGAGGGUGUAACUGUUAUAGAGAACAUCUAUAAGAAUCGUGAACCUGUCAGACAAAUGAAAGCUCUUUAUUUUAUCUCUCCAACAUCAAAAUCUGUAGAUUGUUUCUUGCGAGAUUUUGGAAGUAAAUCUGAGAACAAAUAUAAAGCAGCAUAUUUAUACUUCACUGACUUCUGUCCUGACAGUCUCUUUAACAAGAUUAAAGCAUCUUGUUCCAAGUCAAUAAGAAGAUGUAAAGAAAUAAACAUUUCCUUUAUUCCACAUGAAUCUCAGGUUUAUACUCUUGAUGUACCAGACGCAUUCUAUUACUGUUACAGUCCAGACCCUAGUAAUGCCAGCAAGAAAGAAGCAAUCAUGGAAGCAAUGGCUGAGCAGAUUGUGACAGUGUGUGCCACUCUGGAUGAAAACCCUGGGGUGAGGUAUAAGAGUAAACCUCUAGAUAAUGCCAGUAAGCUUGCACAACUGGUUGAAAAAAAACUUGAAGACUACUACAAAAUUGAUGAAAAUGGCCUAAUAAAGGGUAAAACUCAUUCCCAGCUCUUAAUAAUUGACCGUGGCUUUGAUCCUGUGUCCACUGUCCUGCAUGAACUGACCUUUCAGGCAAUGGCAUAUGAUCUACUACCAAUUGAGAAUGAUACAUACAAAUACAGAACUGACGGGAAGGAGAAGGAGGCGAUCCUGGAGGAGGACGACGACCUGUGGGUGCGGGUGCGGCACCGGCACAUCGCCGUGGUGCUGGAGGAAAUUCCAAAGCUCAUGAAGGAAAUAUCUUCAACAAAGAAAGCCACAGAGGGGAAGACAUCACUUAGUGCUCUCACCCAGCUGAUGAAAAAGAUGCCCCACUUCCGAAAACAGAUGACGAAGCAAGUCGUCCAUCUUAACUUAGCUGAGGAUUGCAUGAAUAAAUUUAAGCUGAAUAUUGAAAAGCUUUGCAAAACUGAGCAGGACCUGGCACUUGGAACAGAUGCGGAAGGUCAGCGGGUGAAGGACUCCAUGCUGGUGCUCCUCCCGGUGCUGCUCAACAAAAACCAUGACAACUGCGACAAAAUCCGAGCAGUCCUGCUCUAUAUCUUCGGCAUUAAUGGAACGACUGAAGAAAAUUUGGACAGACUGAUCCACAAUGUAAAGAUAGAAGAUGACAGCGAUAUGAUUCGGAACUGGAGUCACCUUGGUGUUCCCAUUGUUCCCCCAUCUCAGCAAGCCAAACCACUAAGAAAAGAUCGGUCUGCAGAAGAGACUUUUCAGCUUUCUCGAUGGACACCUUUUAUCAAAGAUAUCAUGGAGGAUGCCAUUGAUAAUAGAUUAGAUUCCAAAGAAUGGCCAUAUUGUUCCCGGUGCCCAGCAGUGUGGAAUGGCUCUGGAGCUGUAAGUGCUCGCCAGAAACCCAGAACUAACUAUUUAGAGUUAGACCGAAAAAACGGGUCAAGGCUGAUAAUUUUUGUAAUCGGAGGAAUUACGUAUUCCGAGAUGCGUUGUGCUUAUGAAGUUUCUCAAGCACAUAAAUCCUGUGAGGUUAUUAUUGGUUCCACACAUAUUUUAACACCCAGAAAGCUGCUGGAUGAUAUAAAAAUGCUGAAUAAAUCAAAGGAUAAAGUUUCCUUUCUUAAGGAGGAGUAGCUUUUUUAUUGUUGUCAUUUAGAAGUUUUUUUAAUAUGCUCAGCUAAAACAGAUGAUGUUACUGUCAUAAUUUAAACAAUGUAAAUAGUUUAUGGAGCAAUGUGCUUACUUAAGGGAGGUUAUGUAUUAUUGGAUUUGCCAUUUCUAAUAAUUUAAACACUGUUGCUGCUUUGUACAAGAUAGGACAUUGAAGUGCUUUCUAAUCAGGAAGUUUUCACCUUUGGAGCAGAAUCUGUUAAGUAUGGAUAGUUUUUACAGCCUCCUGUAACAUUCUGAUUAUUCACAGAAUACUUAUGCUGAAAUACAGUGUUGGGGCAAAACAAUUAUACAAGUAAAAACUGUAAAUGUAUGUAUGAUAGAAUUAUUUCCUAUAAGUGCAGUUUCUUAAAACUGAAACCCAUAAUUUUAUGUAUAUAAUAAUUCCAAUUAAAAUGAUGCUUUCACUGUGUAUAUUAUCUGCAAGAUAACUCUAAAAGAGCAGUUUAUAUGCUUGAGAUCAUGUCUGCUUAUUAGAAACGAAAAAUAAUCAUGAUCAUUCUAAGAGAAAAUAAAUAUACAGUUAUCAAAA